Anthostomella pinea is the source of this 837-nucleotide messenger RNA. The record is from the annotation of a GenBank genome assembly. Lineage: Eukaryota; Fungi; Ascomycota; Sordariomycetes; Xylariales; Xylariaceae.
AUGCCUCUGCCUGCGGAUGGACAGGUCGUGAAGACCGCAAGUGCCAUAGUAGCAAGGUUGCAUGACAUCUUCGGGCCUCAUCCCGGCUUUCGCCAUGCACAUGCAAAGGGGGUUUUGCUGAAGGGAACCUUCACACCGACAGCUACGGCCAAGUCGCUGUCGAAGGCUCCUCAUUUCAACAACGCCUCAACCCCCGUAGUCGCCCGGUUCUCGAGCUCUACCGGUUUCCCUGAGCUGCUUGACACCGCUCCAGACGGCAACCCUCGGGGUUUUGCGAUUCGCUUCAUGCUCGCCGAGACUCCUCGCCGAGUGCACACAGACAUCGUCACUCACUCGGUCGACGGUUUCCCUGGCUCUAACGGCCAAGAUGCUCUCGAGUUCUUCACCGCGAUCAGAGAUGGCUCAUUCAGCGACUUCAGCUUUGGCAAGGAGAAAUACUUUGGCGUCAAUGCCUUCAACCUCAUCGCUGCCGAUGGAAAGGAGACCUUUAUCCGCUACCGCAUCGUUCCUGAGGCAGGUGAGGAAUACCUCGACGAAGCUGCGCUCAAGGAGAAGAGCCCGACCUUCCUGUACGACGACGUGCCAGAGCUACUCAAGGCCGGACCGAUCGUGUUCAACCUGAAAGCGCAGGUCGCUGAAGCUGGUGAUGUAACGGAUGACAACACCGUGAAGUGGCCGGCAGAGCGACAAGGGGUCGAGCUGGGAAGUAUCAAGCAGAAGAGGAUCAUCUUCGAUCCCAUACCACGAGUUGAGGGCAUUGAAGCCUCAGCCGACCCGCUGAUUGAUGUACGCGCUGCGAUAUAUCUUCUCGGCGGUCGUGAGAGGCGAGCGGCAUAG